Plenodomus lingam JN3 is the source of this 870-nucleotide messenger RNA. RefSeq lists its product as uncharacterized. Gene Ontology annotation, molecular function: oxidoreductase activity, acting on the CH-OH group of donors, NAD or NADP as acceptor. Gene Ontology annotation, cellular component: cytoplasm. The record is from RefSeq and is a predicted model, not a curated record. Lineage: Eukaryota; Fungi; Ascomycota; Dothideomycetes; Pleosporales; Leptosphaeriaceae.
AUGUCAAUGGAUCAACCACUUCAAGGCAAGAUCAUACUGAUCACAGGAGGCGCAUCUGGAAUCGGACUCGCAGUAACAAAGCAAGCGCACAGCCUCGGCUGCAACAUCCUCGUCGCCGACCUCAAGACAACACCAGACUUCGACGCCUUCAGAGCCAACAAGCCCAACAUCCUCUACGUCCAAUCCGACGUGACAAAUUGGCCAUCCUUGGCCACCCUAUUCCACGCCUGCGAGCAAAAAUGGAACGAUGUCCCAGACGCCUAUGCCAUCUGCGCUGGUGUCUUCGCCCCUCCGUCCUCCAAUUUCUGGGACGAUCGCGAGGAGGAGGCUGGAUACAUGAUGGUGGAUGUGAAUGUGAAUCAUCCGGUUAAAUUGACACGGCUGGCGAUACGGAAGAGUCUGGGGCGAGGCAAAAGGGCAAGCGUUUGCAUUAUUGCUUCGGUCGCAGGAAUCAUGGGACUCCUAACCACACCCCUCUACUCCGCAACCAAACACGCCAUUGUCGGAUUUGUAAAAUCCCUCAAGGACAGCGAAGCCCUCACCGGUGUAAAAGUAACGGCGCUUUGUCCAAGUGGCGUGUGGACGCCGCUCUUUGACGAUGCAAAGUCGAAACAGUAUUCUAUUGGGCCGGAGGAUUGCUUGACGCCGGACACGUGCGCAACGCAUCUGUUGGAGUUGUUGCAGAAGAAGGAGUAUUCGUGUGGUAGUGUGGUGGCGGUCACUUUGGCAAGAACAACAGUGAUUCCAGAGUGGAAUGUGAAAAUCCCAGAGGGUAUAGUUACGGGGAAGGAGAAAAUGGAUGAGGGGAGGAUCCAAAGGCUGAUGGAACCGGUGAAGAGGGUAUUAGAGAGGGAGAAAGCAAAGAUGUAA